AUGGGAAGCGUCCGAAUUGUAGCAAAACCUGCGGGUUCAUGUCAAGACGUUCCUACCCCUAUUUCGUAUCCCAAAUUUCCAGUACUUGAGAAUUCCCAGAAUUUUACAAGUGUCCCAUUCACCGGCGAAGCAGCUGAAUGCAAGCCAUUAUCGGCCCCUUUCAUCUGGCUUCCGGAAGCGUCAUCGCUGCAUAGCGAUGGCGGCAAUUCCGGCAGUCAGGACUUUCCCGGACCGCGCGGUGUAAAGACACGCACCAGCGCAAAAGCCCAGCCUGCCUUCGUCUUCCUCUGGGGCCAAGACAAUCAACUGACGUCGGGCUACAUCAAUACAACCACCUUGAAGUACGGACUGGUGGCACUGGAUCCGGAUUCGAUGGACGUACUUGCGGCGUGGUACCCAGAAGAUGACAACCAAGCGCUGAACAUCCCAUACAUGGAGUACAUUGUCAAAACGAACGACGUUCUAGUCAGUUCGGCCCAGGGCAUGAUCUGGGUCGUGCAUCGUGAUACUUGCCAGGGACGCCCUUACUUUAAAACCACGCGUACCGUUGAUCUGCGCCCUCAACUGCAAGAAGGUGAUCAGUUGCUCAACGCCAUGUUUGACAUCGAGAAGAACAUCUGGUUCACUACUGGUGCAGUGCAGCUCGACACCAGCGCCAACGGUACGUUGGCCAACUCAACCACAUAUGGCUACAUCACGCCUAGCAACAAAGUACACAAGGCUCAGCUUGAUGGCGAAACGGUCGAGAAUGGAAUAGCUGUGGCAGGCACCGACGUUUACAUGGUCACAAGCCCGUCUGGCAAAUUCAAUACACCUAAUGCGCCGGGCUACAUGUAUUCGCUGACGACUAAAAGCGGCUCUGAAGGUGGGAUUAGCACACGUUGGCGAGUUCCCUAUUCCGCAGGUGAACGAACCGAACUUGACCCCAACACGGCUAUUUCGGCGCGCGGCUCCGGUGCGACGCCCGCGUUGAUUGCCGAUAAGUAUGUGGCCAUCACCGACAACGAUACUCCUCGCCUGCAUCUCAAUGUGUACCAUCAAGCGCCACAGGCGGAAAGUAGCGCUCAGCUCUUGUGUCAGGUGCCGUUGUUUAUGGACAACAAGGGCUCAGUGCAGAACAGCGUGCUAGCUCAUUAUGAUACCCAGCAAAAACAGUCCGGAAUCAUGAUACUCAACUCGUACGGCGGGCCAGCAUUUUUCACCGGCCAGGACGGACAGGACAUGAAUGGUAAGUUCAACAGCAUGAGAGGUAUGGCCGGCGGAAUUACGCGCGUCGAUGUCGACGAGCACGGCAACUGUUCGGUGCGCUGGACCAAAGAUACCAAGUCCAAGGGCGUGUCUGUGCUCUCCACCAACAACGGGCUAGUCUACCACUAUGUCCAGGACGACCAGCGUGCUAUGACGGAUGACGAGUACGUGUGGUAUCUCAUGGGCCGCUCCUGGGUUACGGGCGAAGAAAAGUUCAAGGUGCGCGCUGGCAGCGGUGGCGCUUUCAACGACAAUUGGAACAGCGGCGCCUUGGGCCCCUGUGGAACCUUUUAUCAGUCCGUUUCCGGAGGCAUCGUGGCUUUCAAAGACGGAGGUGAUAGUAGUUGUUAG
Molecule: messenger RNA, 1599 nt
Organism: Colletotrichum abscissum
Lineage: Eukaryota; Fungi; Ascomycota; Sordariomycetes; Glomerellales; Glomerellaceae
Exons: 2
Coding region: 1-1599 (532 amino acids)
Source: RefSeq, a predicted model, not a curated record